AUGGCCCUGCACAUCCGCGACUCCGUGGACCUCCUCUUCGUCGGCGGCAAGGGCGGCGUCGGCAAGACUUCCGUGUCCGCGGCCAUCGGCUUCGAGUGGAGCGCCCGGGGCGCGCGCACGCUCCUCGUGUCGACGGACCCGGCCCACUCCCUCGGCGACGCCCUCGGCGUGCGCCUGUCCGGCGCGCCGACGCGCGUCGGCGACAACCUCGACGCCGUCGAGGUCGACGCCGACGCGGCGAUGGCCAACUGGCGCCGCGCGGUCGAGGCCUUCGACGCCGAGGCCUUUGGGGCGCGCUACGGCCCCCUGGGCGUCGAGGCCGUGCGGUCCCUGGGGCUCGACGAGUUCGUCGAACUGCUCGCGUCGCCGCCGCCGGGCAUCGACGAGCUCGUGGCUUUGGCGGACGUCGUCAAGUACGCGAGGGAUGAAAACUACGACCGCGUCGUCGUCGACACGGCGCCGACGGGCCACGCUUUGAGAUUGUUGGACCUGCCCCAGUUCGCCGACGGGCUCGUGGGGAAGCUCGUGGGGUUGCGGGACCGCGUCGGUUCGCUGGCGAAACUCGCGGGCGGCGUCCUGGGCGCGUCGAACCCCUUGGCGGGCGCGGCGGGCGACGUCGACGCCGUCGCGGCGAAGCUCGAGACCUUGAAGGCCGGCCUCGACGGCGUCCGCGACGCGCUGCGCGACAGCGAGCGCACGGAGUUCGUCGCCGUCGCGAUCCCGACGGAACUCGCCUACGCGGAGACGCGGCGCCUCGCGACGAAGCUC
This is a messenger RNA of Aureococcus anophagefferens, 768 nucleotides long. RefSeq lists its product as hypothetical. NCBI's taxonomy places the organism in Eukaryota, Pelagophyceae, Pelagomonadales, Pelagomonadaceae. The transcript has a single exon. The annotation marks the transcript as partial. The record is from RefSeq and is a predicted model, not a curated record. Gene Ontology annotation, biological process: post-translational protein targeting to endoplasmic reticulum membrane. Gene Ontology annotation, molecular function: ATP hydrolysis activity; ATP binding. Gene Ontology annotation, cellular component: GET complex.